Molecule: messenger RNA, 1047 nt
Organism: Dovyalis caffra
Lineage: Eukaryota; Viridiplantae; Streptophyta; Magnoliopsida; Malpighiales; Salicaceae
Source: the annotation of a GenBank genome assembly
AUGGAGGAUUCAGAGAAAAGAAGGGAAAGAUUGGAAUUAAUGCGCGCAAUAGCUGCACAGGCUGAAACUUCUAAUAAUGGUGAAACUUCUGAUGUGCAAGGUUUGCUUGCUAAUCCGCUUCUUGAGAGCCCUGCAAAUCUGGCAAGGGAGGAAUCUAGUGCGACUCCAAGGUUUGAUUUUUAUACAGACCCUUCAGCAGCAUUUUCUGCUAACCGAAAGAGGAGUGCUACUGGUAACCAGGUUGCACGAGAAAUCAAAGUAACUCUUGGCUGCCUGCAGCUCAAGGGGCAUUCAAUUGAAUGUGGCCAAAAGCCGCUUUGCGAAGGAGGUCAAAUGAACCCUGAAGUGACUCCCUCUCGUGCUUAUCAAAUGCAAAACAAUUAUUCACCUGCGAAUCAAAUGCAAAGCAAUUAUUCACCCAACCAGAGAAUGUAUAGAGGGCGAGGUCCAUAUCACAAUACUGCUUCCUAUAGAAGCCCAAGAGGUUUUGCUAGUCCUUUUCCCAUGAAUCAAGGACCUCCUACUGAAAUGUGGAGUGGAUCAGAUGGCCCAACAAGCUAUUAUAGCUCUGCUCCUCACAUAGGACUCUCCAGUCCAUAUCCCAUUCGUCAAGGGAAUCCUGGCUCUGGACUGGUAGGGAGCAGUCCAUCCCCCGUUUCAGGUUAUCGAGGGAGUCCAGCUAGUUCAGGGAGAGGCCAGGAGCACUGGCAUAGCAAUUCAGGUUUUGGAUGGAGUGGUGGAAGAGGACAAGGUUUUCGUUCUCGUGGCUUUGCACCAAAUGAAACACUGGGGCCAGAUUGUUUUUAUGACAACUCGAUGGUUGAAGACCCAUGGCAGCAUCUAGAACCUGUUUUGUGGAGGGGACUAGAUGAUCUGGGGAAUAAUUUGAAUGGAUCUGGCCCUUCAAAUUCCUGGCUUCCAAAAUCUAUUAGCAUGAAGAAACCAAGAGUUUCUGAGUCUUCUACAAAGUCCACUUCUGGACAAAGCCUUGCUGAAUACCUUGCUGCCUCAUUCAAUGAAGCGGCCAAUAAUGCAUCCAGUGGAUGA